AGAGGAGUGUUUGGCUCCUUCCCUCACUCUUCUUCCCUCCUGCUUGUCUCUAAGUCAACAUGAAUCGGCAGUUUAGUUGCAGGUCUGGGUACCGGAGUGGAGGGGGCUUCAGCUCUGGCUCUGCUGGGAUGGUCAGCUGCCAGCGCAGGACUACCAGCAGUUCCAUGCGCCGCAGUGGGGGCGGCGGUGGGAGAUUUUCAGCCUGCGGCGGCGGUGGUGGUGGUGGCGGCAGCGGUGGUUUUGGAAGUCGGAGUCUUGUUAACCUUGGUGGUAGCAAAAGCAUCUCCAUUAGUGUGGCCAGAGGAAGCGGACGUAGUGGUUUUGGUGGUGGUUAUGGUGGUGGUGGCUUUGGUGGUGGUGGUUUUGGAGGUGGUGGCUUCGGAGGUGGUGGCUUUGGAGGUGGUGGCUUCGGAGGCGGUGGCUUCGGAGGCGGUGGCUUUGGUGGGGGUGGUAGUUUUGGCGGUAGAGGUGGUUAUGGGGGUGGUGGAUAUGGGGGUGGCCAAGGGCCUGUCUGCCCCCCUGGUGGCAUACAGGAAGUCACCAUCAAUCAGAGCCUUCUGCAACCCCUCAAUGUGGAGAUCGACCCUGAGAUCCAGAAAGUGAAGUCGCAGGAAAGGGAGCAAAUCAAGUCACUCAACAACCAGUUUGCCUCCUUCAUCGACAAGGUGAGGUUCCUGGAGCAGCAGAAUCAGGUGCUGCAAACAAAGUGGGAUCUGCUGCAGCAGGUGGACACCUCCACCAGAACCCACAAUCUAGAUCCUUACUUUGAGAACUUCAUCGCCCUGCUCAGAAGGCAAACAGAACAGCUGAAGAAUGAUCAGUCUCGGAUGGACUCAGAACUGAAGAACAUGCAAGACAUGGUGGAGGAUUAUCGGAACAAAUACGAGGAUGAGAUCAACAAGCGGACAAAUGCAGAGAAUGAAUUUGUGACCAUCAAGAAGGAUGUGGAUUCUGCUUAUAUGAACAAGGUGAACCUGCAGGCCCAAGUUGACAACUUGCGGCAGGAAAUUGACUUCCUCACAGCACUCUACCAAGCAGAGGUGUCUCAGAUGCAGACUCAAAUCAGUGAAACCAGUGUCAUCCUGUCCAUGGACAACAACCGCACCCUCGACCUGGACAGCAUCAUUGCUGAGGUCAAGGCCCAGUAUGAGGAGAUCGCCAAGAAGAGCAAAGAUGAGGCCGAGACCUUGUACCAGUCCAAGUAUGAAGAGCUGCAGAUGACUGCUGGCAAACAUGGGGACAGUGUGAAAAACUCCAAGAUUGAGAUCUCUGACCUGAAUCGUGCAAUACAGAGACUUAGAUCUGAAAUUGACAACGUCAAGAAGCAGAUCAGCAACUUGCAGCAGUCCAUCUCAGAUGCCGAGCAGCGCGGUGAGAAUGCCCUCAAGGACGCCAAGGGCAAGCUGAAUGACAUGGAGGAUGCCCUCCAGCAGGCCAAGGAGGACCUGGCCCGUCUGCUGCGUGACUACCAGGAGCUCUUGAACAUCAAGCUGGCCCUGGAUCUGGAGAUUGCCACCUACAGGACCCUCCUGGAGGGCGAAGAGAGCCGGAUGUCUGGAGAGUGUCCCCCGAGCGUGAGUGUGUCGGUGAACACCAGCCACACCAGCAUCAGCGGAAGCAGCCACCGAGGUGGCUCUGGAGGGGGUGGCGGCAGCACCUCUGGCGGCCGGGGUUCCGGCGGCGGCAGCUCCGGGGGCUCCUCGGGAGGCCGGGGUUCGAGCUCCGGGGCCGUCAAGUCCUCCGGCAGCAGCUCCGGUGUGAAGUUUAAUUCCAGCACUUACUCCCGAGAAGUCAGAUAG
Molecule: messenger RNA, 1799 nt
Organism: Carlito syrichta (Philippine tarsier)
Lineage: Eukaryota; Metazoa; Chordata; Mammalia; Primates; Tarsiidae
Gene: KRT1
Product: keratin 1
Exons: 10
Coding region: 60-1799 (579 amino acids)
Biological process (GO): keratinization; intermediate filament organization
Cellular component (GO): keratin filament
Molecular function (GO): structural constituent of skin epidermis
Source: RefSeq, a predicted model, not a curated record